This is a messenger RNA of Aethina tumida (small hive beetle), 4691 nucleotides long. RefSeq names its product VWFA and cache domain-containing protein 1. The record is from RefSeq and is a predicted model, not a curated record. The coding region runs from base 106 to 3846 and encodes 1246 amino acids. Gene Ontology annotation, molecular function: voltage-gated calcium channel activity. The transcript has 9 exons. Lineage: Eukaryota; Metazoa; Arthropoda; Insecta; Coleoptera; Nitidulidae. Gene Ontology annotation, cellular component: voltage-gated calcium channel complex.
GUUAAAAAAAUGUUUUGGAAACUAAUUAAAUAAUCCAAUUAUAAUGCAUUUAAACACACCGGUUAAUAUGAGAUAAUCACAACAUAACAGCGUUAUUACAUUAAGAUGGAUAGACUGCCAAAAAACUCCGCGGACGUUCUAUGUAAAUUAACAACAAUAUUAUUUCUAACACUCAUAACAAAUGUUUCAUCGAGCUUCGACAUUAAAUUCAUUGCGGAAAACCUGAGCCAAGAUAUAAUGGGUAUAAAAAAUAAGGAACUGGGAGUUUCAUUCAUUUCUGAGUUUUACAACAACUUUAAAUACAUAUCUGCCAGUUCUGAAGUACAUGAUGAUGUCGAAGCCAUGGCUCAGAAACUUAACAAUACAAUAAAUGAAGUGUUUCUUUCUUUGAAUAAUGCACAGUUAAUGUUGGAGGAGAUGGUCUACAACAGCACAUCUGAUCUCUACACUCUUGUUCCAUGUCAAUUACAGAAAAACAGUGAUUUGGAUGCUGGUGGCCCUUUUGAUAAUGAGAUUAACAAUCACUAUAUAUUAAGAAGUAAUAAACAGAAAAUGGGUUCCAUCAGGCAUGCAAUAAAGCAGCAAUACAUUAUAACAGACAUAAACAACACACAAACAAAAUUUUCUCCAUUUUCAACAUGUAAGGAACAUGAUGACACAUUGCUGUGGAAGAAUUACAUUAAGAGAAACAAAUACACAAGGAAAAACGUGAUCUUAUUGUUAGAUCAUGGGGGAUCAUUAAGUAAAAAGCAAUUACUAAUUGUAAAAGCAAUUGCUAAAGAAAUAGUAAAUUUAUUGAAUGAGACUGAUAGGAUAGCAUUAAUUGGUAUUACUGAAGAGCUUAUUAGUCCAAAUCCAGACUGUUUUAAAUCUAAGAACCAGUUGAAGCCGUUAAACAUUACACCUACAUUACAGUAUGCAAGUGCCUCACACAAAUAUAAUCUUUUUAAAUUUAUUGACUCCUUAAAAAGAGGACAUGGUGCCACUAAUCAUACAUUGGGUAUAGAAAGUGCCUUACAAAUAAUUUUAAACAAAACUGCUGACCCACAAGACUCCAUAAUGAUUUUAUAUGUCAGUAGAGGUUUAUUGUCUUCCCUCACAGAGGCCAAAAUAGUUUUACAAGCAAUUGAACGGUAUUCAUCAGUGAUCAACUCUUCCUUUAUCAUAAAUACAUGUGCUGUCAUUGAUGAGUCCAAGUCAGUAAUGUAUGAAACUGAUUUUUUGAGGGACAUAGCUGAACAAAAUUACGACAAAUAUGUGAUCCCACACAAAAAUAAACCAGUAAAUGCAGGCCUGAUGUUGGCCAUUAAUUCUACCAACAGUGUGGGUUAUGCUGUGGCCCUUUUUUAUGAAAUGUUUAAUCCUCAGAGGCUGUUCAGUGAGGAACAGCGAGUGUCUCUUCCUGCAUAUGACACAGUAACCAAAGAUCUCUCUGUUUCAUUCACAAUUGGUGGCAAUUUUCUGGAGAAUCAUUUUUCAGUAUUGGGGGUGGAUGUGUACUUCUCUAACAUUGCUGAGGACGUUACUUACUAUAGUAGUAAUCAACAACAUUCAUAUGCGUUUUUGUUAGAUACAACAGGUUUGGUUUUAAUGCACCCUUCCUAUCCCAGACCUUCAACAGUUAAUCAUCAAAUAUCUUUCAUUGAUAUUGGUCGCCUGGAAAAAAUACCAGACAUAGACAACUUUAAGGUAAAACUACUGAGUGAAGAAAAGGGUGAAUAUAUUUCUUCUCAAGGAAAUACAACAAAUGUGAGGAAAUAUGUUUGGAAAAGGGUAGGACAGUGGUAUAUCAUCUGUGUGGCCAUAAGGAACAAGUAUGGUUCCAGAAGUUGGCCCUUUAGGGCCAGUUUACAUCCUAGUGCUUCCAAUACUAAGUUGUUCUAUCAAAAUUUGGAUUCAUUCCAUGAUUACAAGUUGUGCAAGCACUUCAUUCAAUUAACCACCAAAGAUGUGCCAUCAUUGUACCUGAGUAUGUCCUGUUUCAACUCGCCUUUCCACGCCCUAAGAACCACCCAGGAUAAAUCUCUUGCUCAAGGUUACUGGGCUUAUCUGAAGGACGAGACUAGACUGCUGGCCAACCCUGGUUUGAAGAAAGGAGUACGUGACGAAGUCGUUGCCCUGAAUCACAUUAUGGAGUUCUUAAGGAAACAGCACCUGACUUCUCUGUUGUCUAAGUAUAUUGUUAGAAGGUACGCGACUUCUUUUAGUGGUGUCUUACAGAUGUUUCCUGGUGGUGUUGUUGGGUCAGUACUGGAACCGACGAAGAGAUCGUGGUUUUUACGAGCCAUACAACACCAGGAGGAAAACACUAGUAGGGUGGUCUUUGUGCCUCCUUACUUGGAUAGCAGUGGAGCCGGUUAUAUAGUCACAAUGGCGUAUGCAACGGCACAAACUGUCGUUGCUGUCGACCUCACUUACGGAUAUUUAUAUAGAAUGAUGUUGGAGUACAUGCCAUUCUGUAUUGAUGACAAGAUUACUUGUUUUCUUAUGGAUGACCAUGGAUAUCUAAUAUAUCAUCCUAGUUUAAUGGUGAUAAACGAAGCUAGGCCAGCCAUAGAACAAAAACAUAUUGUGCACAAGGAGACACUGGUGGCUAACGAUAUACUGAAUCACAAGCAUUUCAUCCGCAAACUGUUGUGCAACAACUACAGCAACAACACCAUACAAAGAUACUACAGACUUAACACAAGCUUCACGGACGUAUUGGCCAAUUAUGUACCUGGUGAACACUGCGUAACAUACCGCAUAACUUCGGUACCCAACACGAACAUUUUCGUGGGGGUUGUUAACGCAACCUGUGAUGGGGUGCCAACCUUCUGCCCCUGCAGUGUGGUGGACAGACUGUGUCUGAACUGUAACAGAAUGGAGCAGAAGGAGUGCGAAUGUCCGUGCGAGUGUCCCUUGAACGUGCACGACCAGACUUGCCCCAACGUUAACCAGAACAUAACUGAUAACGUGCCUUGUCUUUGGUACAGUGAUGAGGACGAUGUGUCUUUGGAAGCGGCAACCUUUCACAGCGACUCAGACAUAUCCAAUUUUGAGAAUUGUUUUCCUGUUAACUGUCAGGUUGAGCAGUCCUAUUUGGACUGUCUUGGUUUAACUGGUUGUGAGUGGUGUAAAUACGACAUUGAUGGCAAUUAUUUGGGUAAACCGUUCUGUACAUCCAUCUCCGCUUGUUUUAAUGGGGUUUUCGGGUCGGUAACUCCCUACAAAGAGUACAAUUCCAACUUGUUGUCUGACCCAGUGAAUACUGACCUAAGUCCGGUGGGCCCGAUUUUGGGGUCAGUCAUUGCCAUGUGUAUUUUAUUCAUACUUCUGUUCGUCUGUUAUCGUUCGUACACGACCCCCUCAACCGAACGCCUAUACCUGUCUUCCACCCAAGACAAUCACCUACGAAUGAGCGACCUGAACGUGAACGACAACUACCACGACCUGGGCCACAACCACCGAGACAAACUGUUGGAGGAAGACACCGGCGGCACCAACCGGGCGGACAGAGUGAUGUCGCCCUACUGCGUCGUCGCAGUGGCCAACACGUACAGGAGGGGGGCCAGCAGGGCCGCCAACACGGCCGACUCGGACCACGGUUACUCCACAAUGACGCCGCCCCACGAGGAAAGCGACCACUUCUCGCUGGCCCCCAAGCCACGUCGUGCCAUAGAACUGGACUCGCUGGAGGACGACUCCAACGAUUUCACGUCCGACAACGCGUCCGUUCGGACGAGCGUCAGCCUGAACACGCCCAAUCAGGGCAAGCAGAUGUUCACGCAGCUCAAUCCGAAGAAGAAUCCGAAUUCGAUCGUGGUGCCGGUCACGGUGCACACUAGCAGGAUGGACGCGUCGUGACAAACGUUUUUUUUCUUGCCAUAUAUUUUUGUUUGUUGAUGCGAUUCGUUUGUCAAGUCGCUAAUUAUUUUCAGUAGGAAGGACAAGGUGUUGUGUGUAUUAAAAGGCGUAAUCCAUUUCGGUUGUGCACCAUUAAAUGUCUGAAAUAAUUGUUACCCUUUCGACCUUAAACAUUGUAAAAAUGCACCGUCCAUUUAUAAAUAAAGGCAAUAAUUUUCGAUUGCAUGAAAAAUGUUUUAUGUCGUACUCGUAAGAAAAUGUAUAUAGUUUUACAAUUUUGUACUUGUUAUGUAUUAGUUUUUUAAUGCCCCCCUACCUGCUGAACAAUUGUAACAUGUGUAAGACUAAAUUAGUUUUAUUUAUUUUAAGAACUAGGCUGCUAGAGUGUAUAAAGUAUUAUUUAUACUAAAAUGUAUUUUUUAAUCCUUGAUUUAUUAUGUAUGUGUUCUACUGUUUUAACGCAAAACAAUAUUGUUGAACAAUGCAUUUAUUAGUCCCCAAGUGGGACAUUUUUUAUUCUGUUAUUAUAAACAGAUUCGGCCAUUUACUUAAAAUUGCGGUCCUUAUUUUAAUUAAUUUAUCACACUGUUUCAAAUGCAUGUUUGUGUAUUUGUUCCUAAAUUUGACUGAUUUUUAAUUAUUGUGAAAACUCCGUUGAAAACGACGGAAAUGUUUUGGUUUUAAAGUAAUUUUUUGUAUAUAUUGUAAUAUUGUAUUUUUUGUCCAGUUAUGCCGGCGUUCUGGCCAUUUCAGUAUUAAUAUUUUUUACUUAAAUUUUACCUGCUUUGUCUUCAUUGAUAUAUGUUCCUUUAACAUUUAAUUAAUAAAUUUAUUACUGUUCCUUA